CGGCUUCACCCAUCCUCGGGACCCAUAGACGACCCGACGCACCCGCUGCAUAGACACCAGCAAGCCCAACAAGCGCAGCAGCAGCGCCAACAACACCCUGCCGCCACCGCCGCCCAAGUCGCAUUGUUCUCUUUAUUCGGACGCGGGGUCCAUGGCCGGGGCCACGGGGAUCCGCGCCAUCGACACCCGCCGCACGAUCGGAUGGAACAGGACGAGGACGAGGAAGAAGACGAGGAAGAGGACGAAGACAUCGAUGACUCAAUGCAGCAGCAUCGGUAUCCCUCGUCUCACCGUCAUCUCCGCCAUCGCCAUCAUCAUGGUGUAGGCGAGACCGGCCAUGAUUCGGAGGGAGAAGCGGACGAAGACGACGAGAGAUUAGGUCUUCAUGCCGCGCAUGACGGAGGGGGAUUAGGGGCCGAAGAGGAGGAAGAAGCGCUCGAAGAGGAAGAGGAAGAAGAGGAGGAGGAUGAUGAUGAUAUGCUCGCGGAUCCGGAUGUUGAUGAUGGUGAUGAGGAGAUGUUAGGCGAGAGAGAUAAAUCCCCCACCCCUCUUCCCGCCAACCUCCGCGAGAUCUCCUCCCUCGCCUCGUGGACCGUCUCCACCCACAAACCGGGCUGCGGCGUCAGCGCCCUUCGCCACCCGUCUCCGACCCAGUACUGGCAGUCGGACGGCCCGCAACCCCACACCCUGACCCUGCACUUCUUCAAGCUCGUCGCCGUGGUGCGCAUCCGCGUGUACCUGGAUUUUGAGAUGGAUGAGAGUUAUACCCCGACCAAGAUGGUAUUUCUGGCCGGGAUGGGGGGGAAUGAUCUCGUGGAGUUCGCGACGUGGGAGGGUGAGGGUCCCUGCGGGUGGGUGGAUGUGGAGUUGGAAGGGGUUGGCGGGAGGAACACUGUGCAUUCGUUCGGGAAGUUCCAGGGUGGAGGUAGUAGGACGAGGAGGAGGAAGCUUCAGGGGGAGAGUCUGUACGAAGAUGCGAGGGCUCAUAGGAACGAGGAAGAGGAGGACGAUGAUGAGGAAGAUGACGACGACGAGAACGAUCCGUACGCUGGGAAUGUGCUCAAGGCCAUGGUCAUUCAGAUGAAGGUGACUGAGAACCAUCAGAAUGGCAAGGAUACUCAUGUCCGUGGCUUCCAGGUCUUUGCACGCGAUGACGAGCGCAAGAGGUUGGCCAAUGCCCCGUCGGCGUCGGCGGAUGGCAGAGUGCGACGACACAGUGCGCGUCGCUCAUUGCGGGGGAGCACGCAUGAUGAGAUGGCCGAGGGAGCCGGUGGUGGAGGACGGGAACAUGCAGUUGCCGAAGCUGAGCGCGCUGUGACAGGAGUGGUGGUUAGUCUGGAGGAGCCGGAUUGGAUGGGCGAGCCGGUCAUUAGGUAG
Messenger RNA from Aspergillus fijiensis CBS 313.89, 1377 nucleotides. Its product is annotated as anaphase promoting complex subunit DOC1. Bases 202 to 1377 code for a protein of 391 amino acids. Gene Ontology annotation, cellular component: anaphase-promoting complex. The transcript is spliced from 3 exons. The record is from RefSeq and is a predicted model, not a curated record. NCBI's taxonomy places the organism in Eukaryota, Fungi, Ascomycota, Eurotiomycetes, Eurotiales, Aspergillaceae. Gene Ontology annotation, biological process: anaphase-promoting complex-dependent catabolic process; protein K11-linked ubiquitination.